GUGAGUGGUCGGUCAUUUGAGAAGCUGAAUGAGCCACAAUUUCAAAUGCAGGUACAACUAUUAUCACCUUCUUCCACCAUUCCCUGCUUACCCAUCACCACCACCAUUAACAAUGUCUCCAAAUCUUCCAGCCGUAGAGAAUUCUUCUUUGAUGGUGUUUCCUCAAUCUAUACUCACUCUCCUACAUCUCCUCAAAGAGUUGAAGACUUUAAUAUAGUUGAUGAUGCUGUCCAUUCCAAGCCCAAUCAUCCUUUCACUACUAGGCGGGCAUUUCUUCGGAGUUUUGGCCUGUUAUCUUCUUACUUUCUUUCCUCCUAUUUUCCAGCUUAUGCACUAGGGGAUCCAUCUGUGACGAUUGAAGAAGUAACACCCUUAGUUAUUCCUUAUGGGCCUUUGUUACCUUCUGAGGAAAGAGUCGUACAAUUAUUUGAGAAGAAUACCUACUCCGUGGUGAACAUAUUUGAUGUGACAUUGCGUCCUCAACUCAACAUUACAGGUGUUGUGGAGAUACCCGAAGGAAAUGGUUCAGGAGUAGUCUGGGAUGGACAAGGCCAUAUUGUCACAAACUAUCAUGUGAUUGGCAACUCACUUGCACAAAAGCGUAGUCCGGGUGAAGUUGUUGCACGUGUGAACAUCUUAGCUUCAGAUGGUGUUCAAAAAAGUUUUGAGGGUAGGUUGAUUGGAGCCGAUCGUGCAAAGGAUCUUGCUGUCUUGAAGGUAGAAGCAAAUGAAGACCUGUUGAAACCUAUUCAUGUGGGAUCAUCAUCUUCUCUUAAAGUUGGCCAACAGUGUUUAGCAAUUGGAAACCCUUUUGGUUUUGACCACACUCUCACUGUUGGUGUUAUAAGUGGGUUAAAUCGUGAUAUCUUUAGUCAGACGGGAAUUACAAUUGGUGGAGGUAUUCAAACUGAUGCUGCCAUUAAUCCUGGGAAUAGUGGAGGACCUCUUCUAGAUUCGAAAGGAAAUUUAAUUGGGAUCAAUACAGCGAUAUUUACUCAGACCGGCACAUCAUCUGGAGUGGGGUUCGCAAUUCCUUCCUCGACUGUACUCAAGUUAAUACCUCAAUUGAUUCAGUUUGGCAAAGUUGUUCGAGCUGGCGUGAGUAUUGAGAUUGCUCCAGAUUUAGUAGCAAAUCAACUGAAUGUUCGGAAUGGAGCUCUUGUGUUACAGGUUCCUGGAAACAGUUUAGCUGCCAAGGCAGGAUUGCGUCCUACCACUAGGGGUUUUGCUGGGAAUAUCAUUCUGGGUGAUAUUAUUGCUGCGGUGGACAAUAAGCCUGUAAGAAACAAAGCUGAUUUAGUAAGGAUACUGGAUGAUUAUAGUGUUGGAGAUGAAGUGAUCUUGAAGAUUUUAAGGGAUGGUGAAAGCUUAGAGGUGCCCUUAAAAUUAGAGGAAACCACCUCCUGAUUAUAUAGCUUGGCACUUUACUACACAUGUUUACUCUAUUUUUCUUUUCCUAAUUGCAUUAAAGAUCAGAUCGUGUUGUAAUGUAUUACUUACUAUUUAAUGUAAACAACCUCAUAUUGUGGUACUUGUGAGACAAGAUCCGAUUAUGAAUUAUAAUUUGUUACUUACUAUUUAGGGAAUAUUACUUAGAAUAAUUCAAUAUUUUCAUGAU
This is a messenger RNA of Amaranthus tricolor (Joseph's coat), 1618 nucleotides long. RefSeq names its product protease Do-like 8, chloroplastic. The coding region runs from base 46 to 1407 and encodes 453 amino acids. The record is from RefSeq and is a predicted model, not a curated record. NCBI's taxonomy places the organism in Eukaryota, Viridiplantae, Streptophyta, Magnoliopsida, Caryophyllales, Amaranthaceae. Gene Ontology annotation, molecular function: protein binding; serine-type endopeptidase activity. The transcript is spliced from 13 exons. Gene Ontology annotation, biological process: proteolysis.